Dictyostelium purpureum is the source of this 2355-nucleotide messenger RNA. RefSeq lists its product as uncharacterized. Gene Ontology annotation, biological process: signal transduction; regulation of GTPase activity. Gene Ontology annotation, molecular function: protein binding. The record is from RefSeq and is a predicted model, not a curated record. Gene Ontology annotation, cellular component: cytoplasm. Bases 1 to 2355 code for a protein of 784 amino acids. The transcript has 4 exons. Lineage: Eukaryota; Evosea; Eumycetozoa; Dictyosteliales; Dictyosteliaceae.
AUGAGUAGUAAUCCAUCCUCAUCAUAUACACCAUGGGUUUCUAAAUCAAUUUCAUCAAAUAGUUUAGCUGGAUUAUCAUCAUCACCAUCAACAUCAAAUAGAAGUACUACAAGGGGUGCAGAUAAAGAAGCAAAGUUAUUGGGAUAUUUACAAAAACAAUCAAAAUCACAACUACCAAAUUCAAAUGUAAAAUUAUAUAAAAAAAAAUGGUUUUGGUUUGAACCAGACACAGGAACAUUAUAUUAUUCAACAACAUCAAGCGGAGCACUAUCACAGCCACUUACACCAACAUCAUUAUCAGAAAGAAUUAAAUCAAUACCCAUUGUAAAAACAACUCAUAUAGAACAAUCAAUUUCAUUCAGACUAGAAUUUAUUAUAACAAAUGAAAAAAAAACAUAUAGUUUAAGAGGUAUUGAUGAAACUUCAAUUUUAAACUGGGUAAAUACAUUAAAUCAGUGGAAAAAAGCAAAUUUUGAAAAAAGCUCAUUAUCAGUAACUGGUUCAAUAGAAAAUCCAAAUUUUAUAAAUCAAUUAGGUGAGAUUGAGCUAAUUUUAAGUGCAAUAUCAUUAUCAAAUAAUAAUCUUAAUAAUAAUAAUAAUAGUAAUAAUGGUAAUGAUAGCCCAAUAAGACCAUUACUAGAAAAAUUUCAACCAGAUCAAGAGCAAAUUAAAUUAAUAUCAGAAAAAAUUACACAAAAAAUAAAUUAUUUAAAAUCUUGCCAAAAUGAACUUUUCUUGUUUCAGCAGCAACAACAACAGCAAAAUAGCAAUAGUAAUAUAAAUAAUAUAUCAAAUUUAAAUAAUAGUAAUAAUAUUUUUAGUAAUAGUUUAUUAAAAAGAUUAAAUAGUAGCCAAGAUUUAACCAAUUCAAGUAAUUCAAUAACAAUGGAUGAUAGUUUAGUAGAUGAUGAUGAAGAUGAUGAUGUAUUGUUAAGCAACGGCAUCGUCAAUAACGAGAUAUCGGAUAUAUUUUCAUUAUUACCAGUACAUUUAUCAUUAUAUGUAUUUUCAUAUUUAGAACCAAAUGAUUUAUUAAUUUGUGCACAGGUUUCAACACAGUGGCAAAAACUAGCAAAUGAUAACCUAUUAUGGAUCAGAUUUGUAUUUCAUUUAAUAACACCAGCUUCAGUUUUUGAUAAAUCACACAAUUGGAAAUCAGUUUAUUUGGCAAAUACUCCAUCAUCAAAAAAGAAAGAAGGCGCAAAUGGUAAAGAAAAGUAUAUGAACAGAACCAUUAGUAUGUAUGGUGUUACUCCAUUAACCUCCACCAAAUCUCUCAAAGAAGGUUGGCUAUAUAAAAGAGGCGAUGAUAUUUUAAGAAUAUGGAAAAAAAGAGCUUCAGUUUCAACAAGAAAGAAUUGUUUUAAAAUUAUUCAAUCGAAAUAUAUGACAGGUGCAAUACAAAAAAAGAGAAUGCCAUAUUAUUUGGCAAGUGAUAGAGAGGAUGACUGCAUUGAAUGGUUUAGUAUUUUAUCUAAUGCGAUUAAACUUAAUACACAACAUCAAGGUCAGUACGGUGUGGUAAAUAUUGGUCAAUCAAAUACACUUCCAAACGGUAUCUCUCCAAUAGCAACCCCAAGUAAAUAUAAUCAAUAUCAUACAGUUUCAAAUAUAAAUAGUUUAUUCAGUAAUAAUAAUAAUAAUAAUAAUAGUCAUAGUAGCGGUAAACCACGUAAAUCACAUAAAAAAUCAUUUUCAUCAUCAUCAACAUCAUCAAAUAAUAAUACAUUGUUUGACUCAAACCCACAACAUUUAUCAUCAACACCUGUAAAUUUAACACCAAUUUAUCCAAUGUUUGGAUUACCAAUUACCAAAAUAAUAGAGAAUCAAUCAGCGAUAGCAUCACAACAAUAUUUAAAAGUACCAUACCUUUUACAUGUAUGCUUGAGUCAUAUUUUAGAGAAGGGUAUCAGAGAAGAAGGUAUAUUUAGAGUAUCAGGAAGUUUAAGAGAGAUUCAAGAGCUUCAGGAAGAUUUUGAACAGGGUAGAGAUAUAGAUUUAAAUCAACAUGAUAUUCAUGCAAUUAGUGGUUUAGUUAAAACAUUCUUUAGAAAAUUACCUCACUCACUAGUGCCAUCCGAUUUAGACGAAUAUUCAACUUCAGUUCAAUUGGCAACCUCUCAAACAGAGGAUGAAAAAAUUCAAGAAUUCAAAUUCAUUUUUGAAAGUAUAACACCAAACUCUUUUCACAUUUUCAAAAUUUUAUUACUUUUAUUAAAACAAAUUGUACUUUAUGAAUCUCAAAACAAAAUGACAAUUGAAAAUUUAUUAAUCGUUAUUAUGCCAACAUUAAAGUGUUCACCUGUUUUGAUCACAAACGGAAUCAAAUAUUACGAACAAAUAUUUAACCAAUAA